This is a messenger RNA of Hylaeus volcanicus, 2134 nucleotides long. RefSeq lists its product as uncharacterized. The transcript has 8 exons. The record is from RefSeq and is a predicted model, not a curated record. The coding region runs from base 1352 to 2080 and encodes 242 amino acids. NCBI's taxonomy places the organism in Eukaryota, Metazoa, Arthropoda, Insecta, Hymenoptera, Colletidae.
ACGUCGAUGCGAGACAGCAAGCAAGAAAGCGGUUCUAGGUAUUACCAGACGGUAAGCUAAUCUGUAGUAGAGUCGAGCUAAACAUAAAUUUCUGGUCCUUUCAAUGUUCAAGUUGAACGCGUUCAGAAUGAAGCUUGCAAUUUUGUUGCUGCUCUCCUUCACGGUGUCAACAUUGGCAAGACCCCAGAAUGAUGAUUCGGAUAAUAUGAACAAUAAUGAAUCGAAUCCGAGUGAGCCAACAAAAAACUCGGGAGAGUCAGGAAACUCAAACGGAGAUGGGCUAGAACUUCAACAGUUGGUGGACGAACUUUUUCUCGAAUUGAAGCCCAUUCUUGGAGAAGAGACAGUUCAACUCUUGAGAACCCUUCUUGCGCCAGUGCUCAAACUCCCUCUAAAUCUAGUUGAGGAUACUUUAAUCGGAGUAGUCAAGGGCCCACAAGAUAUCACCAAACUGUUGAUAGACCCAACGAUCAGCGCAAUUUUGUCUGCACUAACAUCUCUGUUUGCUACACCUGUCAAUCUACUUAAAUUUAUAGGAAGUCUAUUAAGUCAACUAUUGGGUUUCUUAUGAUUUGAAUUUGUCUAUUAUUUCGGUGGCUGGAAAAUUCAUUUGCAUCCGGAAUAACACAUAAGUAAUUAAUACAGAAGGAGCAAUUAUGUGUGACAAAUUGUAUCGAAGUAAUAAAAUUUAAUAAACAACAACGAAUUUGCGAAUAAGUCAUUUCACGCUAAAUCAAUCACUGUCUAUGCGCAACAUUUAUAUUUAACUGAAAUACGUCGAAAGAUGUAAAGAUCUUAUUACAAGUUAGCAGCCAUUAGCUCGCUAUUACACGCGACGAAGGAUCGUUUGAAGAACCUUUCAUCGCAAAUAAUACCGAUUAGCAGGUCUCACCACGUGGAGGGAGGUUGCUGCGAGUGGAAACCCGCGAGUGAGAUGGAAGGAAACAAUGUUCCCUCGAUCUCCCUCUGUACGUCAAUAUUACAGAAAAAUCAUACUUUCGAUCAUUUUUUAAACAAAUAUUACUAAUAAAUAAUUUAACUAUCGUCAAAAAUGAAUAUUUAGUUGACCCAAUCAAUAGAUAUUAAAAUAUUGACAAAUUUCUCAGAAUGACGUGUGCGCAACUCACUGAAAUCGCAUUACUAACAUUGUGAAGCAAAUCGAAGGAGAAAGUAACGCCAUGUCGUAAGACUGUACGUCGAGUUUAUAACAGAGCACGACGAAAUGAGUUAGUCGCCGAGUAACUGCGAGCCAUCGAACACCUUUGUCGUUGAAUUUCCGUUUCUAUUUUAUUAGUUUUCCUCUCGUUUUUGACAGAAGGUGCAGAUAUAACAGGCGCACGAAGUAACAGCAAUGCGAAGGACGUUUGGAAUAAAAAGUAUUUUGAGGAUAGGUGUUAUAGUUAUCGUAUGUCGUUUCGAUCCAUCGAUCGGUUUACCCACGGAACAACCAACGAGAUUUACACUAAACACCGGCGACGGCGACGUGAGUUCGACUACCGCCACUACGUUGACCACGUCGAGAUUGGACCAAGGACGAGAGUUGUUAGGCCGCGUCGCGGACGCGAUAAGAAUCGUCACAGGAAGAUUGGUCAAUUCUGUCACACUGGCCAGAAACAUCAUAAUCGAUCGGGCGGAGACGCUGGUCAGCGAUUCACAGAACAAUGUAGAUACCGUGAUCGCGGAGAAGACAGAAGAUCCGAAUAAAACCCAGAGGUCCUUGGAAACUAUCCAGAACAUGCCAGUGACGAAUACUCGGACAGACACGCGUGAAAUUGUACGAUUGGAGACGGAGAGGGCUCAAGGCUUUCUCGAAAGGCCAGUUUACAAGCCUAUAACGGGAAUUUUAGAGAGUUUAUUCAGACCUACGCCGCUCGUCGAUGGUAUCAAGGAGCAGGAAAAGUAUGGAAACUCUGGGGACAAGUUCAUCGGAAUUGGUAGAGCCCUCGUCAACAGUUUCGAAGGUUUCAGCAACUUUCUCAACGCUGUGGUUGACUUGCCACGCAACGCUGCUAAAACGACGUCCCGUGGAAUAACGGAAGCGCUGAAUCAUGUGGGAGCUCGUCUCAUCGGACUCGAAUGACAAUCAUGUUAAUACGCUGAUAUAAGAAAUUUUUUUGUUUGCACCUUGUUUGAU